AUUUGAAAUAACCUUUCAUAUAGGUUUUAUCAUCUUCAUUUUAAUUUUUGCAUCACCAUUUUACGCUCAUACACGAGUUUCUUCAAAAUAUUUAUAGUGUUAAUCUAAAUUUACAAUAAUGGGAAAAGCUUACUUUUCUAAUGAGAUGAAGACGUUAGUUUUAGUUGGACGUACUGGAAAUGGCAAAAGUGCAACAGGAAAUAAUAUUCUUGGAAGGAAAGCCUUUAAGUCAAAGAUAAGCUCAUCUGGUGUAACAAGUGUUUGUGAAUUGCAAACAACUACUAUAAAAGAUGGACCAAUUAUUAAUGUUAUUGACACCCCAGGGCUAUUUGACGGAACUAAUUCUGCUGGAAAGGAAAUAGUAAAAUGUAUUGAUUUGGCUAAAGAUGGAAUCCAUGCUAUCAUAUUAGUAUUCUCUGUUAGAACUCGUUUUUCUGAAGAAGAACAAGCUACUUUUCUUACCUUACAAGCUUUAUUUGGGCACAAAAUUGUUGAUUACAUGCUUGUGGUAUUCACGGGAGGGGAUGACUUAGAAGCCAAUGAGGAGACACUUGAUGAUUACUUAGACUGCAAUUGUCCACAACCUCUUCAGGAUAUACUUACUUUGUGUGGCAAUCGUAAAGUACUCUUCAAUAAUAGGACUAAGGACGAAAAUGAGCGAUUGGAACAAGUUCAACAACUUCUCAAUCUUGUGGAUGAAGUUAUGUUACAUAAUGCUGGACAACCCUUUACAAAUGAGUUGUUCAAGAGAUUGAAGGAGAAAGCAACUGAAACUGAAAAGGCAGAAACUUUGGGAAUUAAAAUGCAAUUACAAAAAAGAUAUGAUGAUGAGCUUAAACGAAUGACUGAUUUGAUCGAAUCAAAGUUUAACGAAGAAAUUGCAAAGCUCAUGAAAAUGUUAGAAGAAGAGAAAGUUGCUAGACUUAAAGCCGAAGAAAAUUAUAAAUCAAUUCAAACUUCAUCAAAUAAAGAAAUUCAAAAAUUACAAUGGAAUCUUCAAGAGGCAAAUAAAGUAAGAGUUUGUGAGCCAGUUAGGCGUAGAUGUGUCAUUAUGUAAUCCUAAUAUACCUUCAAAUAUUUCUACUCUACCUUUGUGAUAAUGAGUGUUUGUAUUUGUAUAUUUAUGAUCCAACAUUCCUCUAAUCGUUGUAUAAAUUUGCUAAUUAUUUCCAUGUAACAAAAUUAUGUAUGGGUUACAUUUCUUAA
Molecule: messenger RNA, 1206 nt
Organism: Vigna unguiculata (cowpea)
Lineage: Eukaryota; Viridiplantae; Streptophyta; Magnoliopsida; Fabales; Fabaceae
Product: immune-associated nucleotide-binding protein 9-like
Molecular function (GO): GTP binding
Source: RefSeq, a predicted model, not a curated record